Molecule: messenger RNA, 1502 nt
Organism: Spea bombifrons (plains spadefoot toad)
Lineage: Eukaryota; Metazoa; Chordata; Amphibia; Anura; Pelobatidae
Gene: BSG
Product: basigin (Ok blood group)
Exons: 8
Coding region: 100-918 (272 amino acids)
Biological process (GO): cell-cell adhesion
Cellular component (GO): cell-cell junction
Molecular function (GO): cell adhesion molecule binding
Source: RefSeq, a predicted model, not a curated record
UAGUAACCUGCUUGCUCUCGAGGUCGGGGUUAGUUGGCUCGUAGACAUUACCGUGGGGAGGUUGCCCGUGGUUGCGUUUGGUAGCGGGCGAGCGGUAAAAUGAGGGGCUUCGGGCUGGUCACCCUGUCCGCCGUGCUGCUGAUAAUAUGCGGGAGAGAAACGGAGGCAUCAGCUCCAGUUAUUUUAACAAGCCCCGUAGAAACGGUGGAAGGGGCUAAUGCAAUCCUGAGCUGUAAUCUGACCGAUGUUACAUUACCUAUUGCUGGUCACCAGUGGCUGAAGGGAAGCAAGGUGAUCCUGGAAGACGAAGAGGCAUCCCCGUUGAUGACUUACAAUAUUACAGAAGUGAAUCAUGACAGCUCUGGGCAGUAUACCUGCAAGUUCCUCACUACUCCUGAAGUCAGUGAGGUCAUCAAUGUGACGGUUGCUCCUCAUGUUGUUGCAUACAAGAAAUCUGAACAUGGUAACGAAGGUGACACUGGUGUGCUGACAUGCAAAAGCAGCUCAUUCCCACCUGUGGAACAGUGGACAUGGUACAUGGCGUUACCAGAAGAAAAUAAGCCCAUAGUGAAUGGAAGUGACGAUCGUUACUUCAUAAAGUCUAGUGGCAACAAGACAGAGCUUCGCAUCCUCCAACUGGACAUUGAGAGAGACCAGGGUAACUACAUAUGCAACGGCUCCAACAUACUGGGCAGCACUGGUGCUACAGUCUCCCUGCGUGUGCGCAGUCGCUUGGCCGCCCUCUGGCCCUUCCUAGGCAUUGUAGCUGAAGUUCUGAUCUUGGUCACUAUCAUCUUCAUCUACGAAAAGAGGAGAAAGCCUGAUGAAGUCCCUGAUGAAGAUGAAGGAGCUGCACCAUUGAAAAGCAAUGCUGGCCCAAACCAUGAUAAUGCUGUGCGCCAGAGGAACUCCAGCUGAGUCACGCGGAUGAAUCUGGAGAGCAGACUAAUCAUGCUCAAACUUUGCUCCCAGAAGAUUUUCCUGAUCCUCCACAGUGCCACAUAGCAUCCAUAACCGCAACCAUAAUACCCUUUCUGGUCUAUGUGCUUUGAUCAGUUUUUUUUGGUAUCAUUGAGAUUUUCUUUCUACUUGACAUACCCUAUCACGAGUUUAUAGCUGUUAAUGCAUCAAUUUGUGCAAAAGUUAAACAUUUCUUAUGUUUAAUUGUCCAUUUUGUAAAUGGCUAUAAUCUGCCACCUUGAGAGAAUUUAGGAUCUGCUUUUUGUAAAUCCAGUAGGUUUUGGAUUUUCCCUGCUGUAGUUCAUACAAUCUGCUGUGAUGGGCCACGAGUUGUUUGUCUUUUAUAUUUUUGUGUAUUUCAAGAUCCUUUAGGAAUAAUGUGCAUUGAAGACAUGAUUGAACUUUUUUUUUUUUUUUGGAAGGCCAUGUAAUAGGCACCCCAGUCCUCUGGGUAUGCACAUCUUGACUUAUAUUGUGUCUCUGCAACACUGGAUUGUAAAAGUUGUAUGUGAUAAAUUACACCAAUAAAUUUUUCCCUUUUA